Molecule: messenger RNA, 1026 nt
Organism: Linderina pennispora
Lineage: Eukaryota; Fungi; Kickxellomycota; Kickxellomycetes; Kickxellales; Kickxellaceae
Product: alpha/beta-hydrolase
Exons: 3
Coding region: 19-1026 (335 amino acids)
Biological process (GO): lipid metabolic process
Source: RefSeq, a predicted model, not a curated record
UUUCCUUUUGACACAGAAAUGAUUCAACCCCGAACUGCAUAUAUACUCGGACUAGUGAUUAUGCCUAUGGUUGCACCAAGUCUUGCAUUACCCACUCCACAUUCACACACAUACACAGCCAUUGCCAAGCGCUCCAACAUUAUCGAUUCUCUCAUUUCGAUAUUGGUGAUUGUUCUUGGUUUUGGAGGCAAAUUGGUCAGCAGCGGCGUCGAUAUCAACACCAGACCACAAGUGACGAUGCCGGAUACGGGCAAAGGUAGACCAAUCCGGAACAACCUUGAUAUCGAAGCUACAAUAGUACAUUACGCAGGGUAUGCUGAAGGGCCUUACGAGUUGACCGGAAAGUCAUGGAGCUGCCAGACAUGCCAGAAGCCAGAAUUCCAAGGAACUAUCGUCGAUGUCUACUGGGAGAACGCCAUUAACGGCAGCACCGGGUAUAUCGCUCACAAUCCAAAAGAGAAGCUUAUCGUCAUCUCGUUCCGUGGUUCUAAGGAGCUGAGCGAUUGGAGAGAUUCACUCAAUAUUGACCUGGUUCCAUGGCCUGCAAGCAUCCCUGGGUCUCAGGUAAUGGCAGGUGUUCAUGAAGGAUACGCGUCACUCGAACCUCGGAUCAUUCCUUAUGUUGCUAGCCUCGCGGAGCGGUAUCCUGACUAUGCAAUACUCGCUACUGGGCAUUCAUUAGGUGGGUCCCGUGCAUCAUUGUGCGCACUGGAUCUCAGCAUCCAGCAUCCACAACUAGUGAGCAGACUACGCUUAUACACGUAUGGAAUUCCAAAGCUAGGCAACUCUGAGUUUGCUAAUGCAAUCAACAGGCUUGAGAUUCCAGCCUAUCGUGCCGUGAACCGAGGUGACAUUGCGGCACAUUUACCUCCAGACAACCCAGAAUACGUACACUUUGGCACAGAAGUGUGGUUUCAGGAUGGGAACGUCACACUAUGUUAUCUGGACCGCCGUGGCCAGUGUUCAGACACAUUAUCAAUAUUUGAAUUGAGUAUAUAUGAUCAUUCGAGCUACCCAGGGAUGUAG